Molecule: messenger RNA, 4175 nt
Organism: Mytilus trossulus (common blue mussel)
Lineage: Eukaryota; Metazoa; Mollusca; Bivalvia; Mytilida; Mytilidae
Product: superkiller complex protein 2-like
Exons: 23
Coding region: 2-3595 (1197 amino acids)
Biological process (GO): nuclear-transcribed mRNA catabolic process, 3'-5' exonucleolytic nonsense-mediated decay
Cellular component (GO): Ski complex
Molecular function (GO): ATP binding; RNA binding; RNA helicase activity
Source: RefSeq, a predicted model, not a curated record
UAUGGAUGAAUGGAAAGAAGAAUUAGAAGAAUAUCUGACAUGCAUAGAUGACCUGCCUAUUAAUAGUAUCAACAGAAGUCAAAAAUUUUGGAAAAGAGAACCUUGCCCAGAGAAUUUGUUCUCUUCAGAUGUUUGUCCUUGUCAAACCAAGAUAGAUGUAGUGAGAAAUCCUACCACCGGUGUAUUGUUAGGUUAUAAAGAGGAAUAUCUUGCUAAUAUCAGUGAAAAUGCCAGAAAUUCAUUGUCCCUUAAAAGACAACCUGGACCAGUUAUGUUGGAUGUCAGGGGAUACAGCACACAUAAUCCUUUCUGGCCAGGAGGUCUAGAUGAACCAGAUAUAGAUAACUUGAAUGAAAAUUCUUCAUUUGAUAAUUUACUUCUGGAAAAAGAUUUUCUAACAGUAGCCCCUGGUAUGAGUUCUGGAAUGACAUUUAAGACUACAAAUUCCAAAGAAGAGUCUAGUCUAGAAGUGCCAACCUUAGAAGAGACCACACCCACUGUUAUAAAUCUAACAGAUAUCCUGACCCAGGACUUUGAUGAUUUAGGCGACUGGGAUAAAGAUGAAGAAGAGGUUAAAGUGGCUUCUGAAGAGGAGACAAGUGAACCAAUCACAGUAUCUGGAAGUGAAAAUAUUGAUGAAAUUGUCUCUGCUACAAUUCCUACUAGCAAUGCAGCUGAAACUAAACCUGCACCAGCCCCAGUCAAGGAGGAAUGGGCCAUUAAUGUGGAUAUAGAUCACCCAGUGGAUGACUUCUACAAGAGGAUUCCUGAUAUGGCCUAUAAGUGGCCCUUUGAAUUGGAUGUCUUCCAGAAGCAAGCUAUACUUCACUUAGAGAAUCAUGAUAGUGUCUUUAUAGCAGCACACACAUCAGCUGGGAAGACUGUUAUAGCUGAAUAUGCUAUUGCCCUGUCACUCAAACACAUGACAAGGACAAUUUACACAUCUCCAAUCAAAGCUUUGUCAAACCAAAAGUACAGAGACUUUAAACAGACCUUUGUUGAUGUGGGAUUGAUAACAGGAGAUGUUCAGAUCCAUCAAGAAAGUGCAUGUCUUAUAAUGACCACUGAAAUUCUCAGGUCAAUGUUAUACAAUGGAUCAGAUGUGAUCAGAGAUCUGGAAUGGGUCAUCUUUGAUGAGGUACAUUACAUAAAUGAUGCUGAGAGAGGAGUUGUGUGGGAGGAAGUACUCAUCAUGUUGCCUCAGCAUGUAAACAUCAUUUUACUGAGUGCUACUGUACCCAAUACCCUAGAGUUUGCAGAUUGGAUUGGGAGAACAAAAAGGAAGAAGAUUUAUGUGAUUAGUACCCUUAAGAGACCAGUACCUUUGGAGCAUUAUCUAUACACAGGAAACAGUAAUAAAACUAGCAGUCAAUUAUUCCUUAUACUGGAUCAUAAGAAACAAUUCCAGAUUGGAGGGUAUAACAAGGCAGUGGAUGCCAAGAAAGAACGAACUAGUAAGGCAUCACAAAAUUUUGGAGCAAAAGGACAAAGGGGAGGUCAUCCAAAUCAGGACAAAAAUAUCUGGAUUUCCCUGAUUGAUAUGUUGAAAAAGAAGGACAAACUACCUGUGGUAUCAUUUAUAUUCUCUAAGAAGAGAAUAGAAGAAACAGCAAAUAAUCUGGGAAGUUUGGAUCUUACUGACCAGAAGGAAAAAAGUGAAAUACAUAUAUUCUUUCAUAAAUCUAUUAAUAGAUUGAAAGGAACUGAUCAGAAACUCCCUCAGAUAACACAGAUGGAAGACAUACUUAAGAGAGGACUCGGUGUCCAUCACAGUGGGAUAUUACCAAUACUAAAAGAAGUAGUAGAAAUGUUGUUCCAGAAAGGUCUAGUCAAGGUUCUGUUUGCAACUGAGACAUUUGCUAUGGGGUUAAAUAUGCCAGCCAGAACAGUUGUGUUUGAUACGGCACGUAAACAUGAUGGCACAGGGUUCCGUGACCUACUUCCUGGAGAGUAUAUACAAAUGGCAGGGCGUGCUGGAAGACGUGGACUUGAUACAACAGGAACUGUUAUAAUGCUCUGUAAAGGAGAUAUUCCAGUGGUAUCAGAUCUACAGAAAAUGAUGUUGGGAAAACCAACCAAACUGGAAUCUCAGUUCCGACUGACAUAUUCUAUGAUACUAAAUCUACUUAGAGUUGAACAGCUGAAAGUUGAGGACAUGAUUAAAAGAAGUUUUUCUGAGUUUCAUUCACAGAAGGAUAAAGUUAAACAUAAAGAGGACAUGGAUAAACUGUAUAAAGAAAUAGCUAAAGUAAAAGAUAUAGAGUGUUAUAUGUGUUCUAUAGACUUAGAAAUGUAUUACCAAACUUGUAAAGAUUAUCACCAGCUCAAGAAAAAAAUACAGGCUGUUGUUUUGUCUCAUCCAGCAGCCAUUAAAUCACUUACAGCUGGACGUGUUAUUGUAAUUAAUGACAACCUACGCAAAAAUGUUGUCGCUGUUGUAUUGAACUCAUCAGUAGGUACAAACAAUGAAAGGGCAUUCACUUGCUUAGCAAUAUGUGAGAAAAGGGGAGUAACUCUUUCUAAAGAGGAUCUGACUAAAUAUGAUAAAAUAUCUCCAGUGUUGGGAAAUACGCUAUUUAUACCUGAAAGUCCAUGCUGGCAUGAGUUAGUUCAAGUGAAAGCUGCAAAUGUUAGCAUUGUUACUACCAAGACCAUAAGAGUUGAUGCAGAUAAAAUAAUUAAUGACUUAAAGAAAAGACAACAGCCUAGAUUUAAAGAUGAUCCUCCUGGCCAAUCAGUUUCUAUAGCAACCCAAGAAUUGUUACGUUUAACAGAAACUAAUUCUGACGGCCUACCAGGACUGGACCCUGUUAAAGAUUUGCAUAUCCGAGACAUUGAAUUAGUAGAACAAUUUAGAUCUAUACAGGCUAUGGAGCAGACAUUUACAUCAUUUCAAUGUAUAAACUGUCCUAGAUUUCAAGAACAUUUUGAUGAACACAGCAGUAACAUGGAAUUAAGGACUAAAUACAGACAUCUGAAAUAUUUACUGUCUGAUGAAAGUUUGAUGCUGCUUCCAGAAUAUCAACAAAGAAUUGAGGUGCUAAAAUCUUUGAACUACAUAGAUGAGCAUAAUGCAGUUCAGUUGAAAGGUCGUGUAGCUUGUGAGAUCAGUACACACGAACUGAUGAUAACAGAAUUAGUAUUUGAGAAUGCAUUGACUGAGUUACAUCCAACAGAGAUUGCUGCAUUAAUGUCAUGUGUUGUGUUUGAACAGAAGAGAGCCUCCGAACCAAAACUUAUUGAUACCCUUGUACAGGGGAAAGAAAAGAUCCUUGGUAUAGCCAGGAAGAUUGACUCUCUCCAGAGACAGUUUGGAAUACAAGCUCCUAUAGAUUACGAAGAAGAAUUCAAAUUUAAUUUGAUGGAAGUUGUUUUUGAAUGGGCAAGAGGAUUGCCCUUUUCUGAGAUAACAAACUUAACAGAUGUACAAGAAGGAAUAAUUGUGAGAUGUAUACAGAGACUUAAUGAAACAUUACGAGAUGUAAGGAAUGCUGCCAGAAUUAUAGGAGAUCCUGUUCUUUAUCAGAAAAUGGAAGAAGCUUCCUCUAUGGUUAAAAGGGAUAUUGUGUUUGCUGCUUCAUUAUAUACUCAAUAAAUCUUUUAUCAGAAAAUGGAAGAAGCUUCCUCUAUGGUUAAAAGGGAUAUUGUGUUUGCUGCUUCAUUAUAUACUCAAUAAAAUCUUGCAUAGUAAUAACACCUCUACGAUCAGUCAUUUGUAGUUAUACUUGGAGGAGAUAACCGGAUUUACAUUUGUCCAUCCUUCAGUUUUUUUUGUCGGUAUAUCUGUCCCAUGAAAUAUUGUAGCAUUGUUUAAAGGAGCAACAAAUCAGAGCUUGAAAUUUACCAGAGUGGAAAUCUUCCUGUUAAUAAGUGAGCCUUUUGAAAAAAAAAUGUUGUCUUCAUAUACAGGUAUUCAACAAGCAGUUUAUGUUUUGCAUACACUGUAUGUUACCUCUAAUUUGAACCUUGUCAAUUAUAAAGUUCCACAAUAUAUCAUUUUACCUCAAGAUAAUAAACAUGUUCAUGGCAUAUUCUUAAAUUUGGAUUUUCAGAAUAAAUUUUUGUUGUUUUGAAUGGAUUUAAACAGAUUAUUGCAUGCCAGCUCACUAGGUUAUGAUGCAAUCAUAAAACAGACAUCAUUUAAAUGCACAUAAUAUUAAAUGUUUCAUAGCUAA